Messenger RNA from Porites evermanni, 1399 nucleotides. Lineage: Eukaryota; Metazoa; Cnidaria; Anthozoa; Scleractinia; Poritidae. The record is from the annotation of a GenBank genome assembly.
AUGGAUGAGGAGGAAAGUAACGGCUACGAUGACUUUCCUGACAACGCCGAUGUCAUGUGGAUGAAAAUGGCCUUGAUGGCAGCGAGUCGUGCUGAAGUAACAAAGCAUGCUGAGGGAAACCCUAGUGUUGGCUGUGUAAUUCGUCGCUCAAGAAAUUAUGGUCCUCCUGCAGUGUUAGCAGUUGGUUGGAACGGGUUCCUUCCUGAUACACCUGAAGAGGAGAUAGCUGAAAUAAAGGGUCGCUCCUUCAAAGGGGACACGACUGAUCAGCAAAAGAAGAAAAGGGAUAAAGCACUGACUGACGAACUCGGCCUACAUGCUGAGGUAAACGCCCUACAGUACUGCUCCGAAAGAGCGGAGAUGGCUUCUAUCUACACGACUCAUGUGCCAUGCUACAAUUGUGCAAAACAACUUGUUGCACAUAAAGUUGGGCGUGUUUUUUACCUGUUUUGGAUGAAAGGUAGUGAAACGUCAAUAGAGCUUUUCAAGAAGUUUGAUAUAACUUGCGUACCCUUUGGAAGGCGAGGCGAAGUACUAGAGGAUUUUAACAUGCCAGAUUUCCUUACCAAACGCAAAAUUGUUCAGGGAAGCACUGUUGCGCAAACAUCCAUAGAACCACAUCAAUAUUUUUUGGAUAGUAGAGACCAGAGGCACUUGGAAAAUUGUAUUACAAAGUAUGAAUGUAAGUUGUCUUGAGUUCUAGGGCAAUAAGAUUUGAUCCAUGAUAAAUUAUUACUAUUACAAUGAUUGAAUUAAAAUGUCCCCCUCGUGAAAUCGCCUCAUUUUUGCCUGCUUGGGCACCGUGAACGGAUUUAAUAAUAUCUGUGAUUAAAUGUUCAUACCUCGGCUUUGCUCAAAAACUGACCUUCUAAUUCAUCUAUUUUUAAGUAAUCAAAAAAUUUUAAAGAGAGAAAGACUGAUUGUUUUGCAAUAAUUUCAUUACGUUUUAAGCCAGGCCCUUGUCCAAGUUUCAGAAUCACUGAAGAAAGGUUAAGUAGGAGAGAAAUGGGGUAUUCACUUUAACUCGACUUAUAAUAAUUGGUACGCAAAUCGGAUAUCUUACUGAAAAUUGACUUACACAAAUUGGCAUUCAAAGCUGCCAUGGCCGUAUUCAAAGUUUUAGACUGUGCAAUUUCUGAGAUCUGGAAAAAUUGAUUUGCUUUCAGCCAUUUCCUAAAUUACUCUUCGUACUAUUUCGUGAAUGGACUACGCCUAUCUCGAAAAACAACUGCUAGCAUCAAAAUUGUUUGAGGUAACUUUAGCGUUGAUUUAUUCUUAUUGCAACUACAGGAAGAAAAAAGAAAAUAAGCUUAAUUUAUUUAUUCUUGACUUAGGGAAGACAAAGAGGGAUGAGAAGAAACCGGAUGCUACAAUGACUUUCCAGGCAUCAAAACAGUAU